AUGAGAGGGAGCUGCUGGGAGCAGCGGAAAAAGCCACAGGUGACCCAGGACUCAGGACCCAGGAGCACGAGGCUUGCAGGACAAGAGACGGCCGGCCAGCUCCAGGUGACUUAGCCGCUCGCACACGGUGGCAGUGGGCCGAGCUGGGAGUUUGAAGGCCAUUGGCCAGAGAUCCCAGAGAGGUCCCCAUGCGUGGCCGGCGUCACCCCCGUCAUCUACUUCAGCAUCCUGCUGGGCCUGGGGCUGCCUGUCGACCUCCCGACCACGGGGGCCCUGGCCCGCCUCGCCGCCAGGACCAGGAAGCCCUCCUACUACUACCUCCCAGCGCCCAUGGCCUCAGAUAUCACCACCCAGGUAGUCAUCGUGUUCGCGGGCUUCCUCCUGCGGGGAGCCGUGCUGGCCCGAAAGGGGCCCCAGGCAGUGGUGCGCGCGGCUAACAUCCUGGGAUUUGCUGCCGACCACGCCUCGGUCCGGAUCGCCGUCCUGCUCACGGUUGACCGGUACAGAGCCCUGUGCCACCCCCUGCACCAUCGGGCCACUGCAUCCCCAGGCCGGACCCGUCGGGCUAUCGCUGCUGUCCUUGGUGCUGCCCAGCUCACUGGCAUCCCCUUCUACGGGUGGAUGGACGUGCGGAGGGACGAGGACCCCCCCAGCACACCGGACGAGGUGCUCGAGUGGGCUCACUGCCUCCUCGUCUAUUUCAUCCCUUGUGGCGUUUUCCUGGUCGCCAACUCGGCCAUUGUCCGCCAGCUACAGAGAAGGGGCCAGAGUGGGCCUCGGCCCCGUGGCAAGAGCACCGCCAUCCUCCUGGGUGUCAGCACGCUCUUCGCCCCCCUCUGGGCACCCCGGGUCUUUGUCAUGCUCUACCACCUGUGCGUGGCCCCCGUCUACCGGGACUGAAGGGUCCACCCGGCCUUGGAUGUGGCCAGCAUGGCGGCCGUGCUCAACAGAGCAGUCAACUUUGGGCUCUACUCCUUUGUGAGCAAGACUUUCCGGGCCACUGUCCAAGAGGUCAUCCAUGACGCCCACCUGCCCCGCACCCUGGGGUCACAGCGCGGGCUGGUGGCGGAACCUGUGCUGAAGCCUGCAGGACUCCCCAGAGGGGCAGAACCGUAG
Messenger RNA from Kogia breviceps (pygmy sperm whale), 1116 nucleotides. It is a transcript of the gene GPR142, whose product is annotated as G protein-coupled receptor 142. Gene Ontology annotation, molecular function: G protein-coupled receptor activity. Lineage: Eukaryota; Metazoa; Chordata; Mammalia; Artiodactyla; Physeteridae. Gene Ontology annotation, biological process: G protein-coupled receptor signaling pathway. The record is from RefSeq and is a predicted model, not a curated record. Gene Ontology annotation, cellular component: plasma membrane.